AAAAAACUGUUUCUCCCACUUACAUCCCCAAACUUCUCCUUCCUCCCCACGAUCUUUAAUGAAAAAAAAACUCACAUAAAUCAAUGAUUCAACCUUCCACAUUCUGAUCAUCAAUGGCUUCUCCCCUUCCAUUCCUCCUCUUCUCUCUGCCCUCAAUCGCUCUCGCCCUCGCCCUCGCCCCGCCCGUUGUCGCUUCCCAUCACUUCCACCUCGCCUGGUCUAACAACACUCACAGCUUCAUCUUCUGGGCCUCACAAAACCGCUUCCAUGUCGGCGACACUCUCCAUUUCGAGUACCGAAACGACUCCCUUCUCCUGGUGAACUACACCAAUUACAGAGACUGUACCGUCUUAGAUCCGAUCGCCAAGUUUGAGAAUGGAAGCCGCGGUGGUACCAUUUUCAGUUUGGAUCGCAAUGGAGAUUUCUAUUUCAUUAGUGGAAAUAGAGAGCAUUGUGUGAAGGGGCAGAAAUUAGCAGUUCGAGUGAUGAAUGAUGAUGAUAAGGAUGAAGACGAAGGUGUAGCUUCGCCUCAAGGAAUGGAUUCGUGGAAUUGGGGACCGCCGUCGUUGAAUUCGACGGUGAAGGCGAGGUUGGCGUCAUAUUUGGCGACGGUGAUUGCAGGUUUUUUUAGUGUUCUGUAUUUGAUUACUUAGGAUUAGGAUUUGGAAUUUGGAAUUGUGUUUUAGUUUAUAUUAUGAAUAUGAUCAAUGUGUGUUAAUAUAAAUAUGGAUGAAUGUUUUUAGUAGAAUCCAUGAUUUCCCACUCUUUAUUGUUCA
Messenger RNA from Cucumis sativus (cucumber), 776 nucleotides. Its product is annotated as early nodulin-like protein 1. The transcript is spliced from 2 exons. The coding region runs from base 114 to 653 and encodes 179 amino acids. Gene Ontology annotation, molecular function: electron transfer activity. The record is from RefSeq and is a predicted model, not a curated record. NCBI's taxonomy places the organism in Eukaryota, Viridiplantae, Streptophyta, Magnoliopsida, Cucurbitales, Cucurbitaceae. Gene Ontology annotation, cellular component: plasma membrane.